CCAAACAGAUCUGACCAAGUUGAAGAGGGACAAGGAAAGCCAUGGACCUGGGUCCAGUCACCGGCCAAGCAUGGCUGCCCUGCCGCAGACUCUGCUGCUCCGGGCAGGUGCAUGGGCCCCCCGCCAAGCUCAGGCUCCCCGGUCGGCCCCCCCUAGGGCUGGGGGGCUGUUGGAUGUGUCACCAGAAGGAAGGGGCCGUCUUGCUCCCUGUGUGCAGCUGGGUGGGGCAGGGCUCUGUGCUGGGCCGUGUGCUUGGAAGGUCUUAGCGGGACUGGAGCAGGUCCGGGGAAAUGAGGAGCCAUGAGACACACGGGGGUGAAACCUAGGGGGUAUGUGACGAACACCAGAGCGGAUCUUAGCGCGCCUGCCCGCCCGGCCAGGCCGCAGUCCCCAGCUGCCCCCUGGUGGCGGUGGCUGCCGGGGGCCCUCUGACUCCCUAAUGCCCACCGCGCCUCUCCUCCAGGCGCCCCCUGGGAGAGGGCCACCCACCCGGCCCCCAUCAGAUGGCGGGGGGUUCCCACCCAGGUUUCCCAAGCAUGAGUGUCCCCUCGCUUGCCUGCACGCUAACUCGCACGGGGCCUGACGCGCAGCGGGCCUGCUAAUCAGUAGCUGAGCCCCACCACCUUGGAGGACACUCUUUGCUCUUCUGGCCUGAUUCCAGAAUCUUCCUGAAUCAAACUGGGCAUGAGUUCCAGGCAUGGCUUCCCACUCUGUCAGAAUGACUGUUUGAGCUCGGCUGAUCAAUGCUAGGGAGAAGAUCUGGCCUUGAACCUGGUAGCUCUGCCGCUGGCUUCCUAGCUCCAUGGGAUUUCUCUAAAACCCAGUUUCACAGCAAGAUGGAGAUCAUGAGCUCUGCCUCCCAGAAAAGACUCACAGGAAGUGGAUGAGGAGCCACUGAGGGGACAGUUGGAUUUAUCCAUGACACCUGCUGGCCAGGGCCACUCACGGGGUCUCCCCAUCCAGGGAGAGCCACCCAAGGAGGAGCCUGGGGUCACAGUGUCACAGCUCAGCUCUUGUCUUUCCCCCAGGUUCCUGCCUGCAGACCAGCCUGGGAGCCCCCCUGCCUGCCACUGCCUGACCCCAGCCCCCAUCACCAUGCACUCCUUGGACGAGCCGCUCGACCUGAAGCUGAGCAUUAGCAAGCUCCGGGCGGCAAGAGAGAAGCGGGAGAGGACCAUGGGGGUGGCCCGGCCCCGAGCUCUCCACAGGGAGCUUGGCUUGGUGGGCGACAGCCCCACCCCGGGCUCCCCCAGCUCCCCGCCCUCAGGCUUCCUGCUGAACCCCAAGUUCCCCGAGAAGGUGGAGGGACGCUUUUCAGCAGCCCCUCUGGUGGACCUCAGCUUGUCACCGCCAUCUGGCCUGGACUCCCCCAACGGCAGCAGCUCACUGUCCCCCGAGCGCCCAAGCCACGGGGACCUGCCUCCAGUGCCCAGCGCCCCGGACUUCCAGCCACUGCGCUAUCUGGACAGUGUCCCCGGCUCCUUCCAGUUCUUCCUGCCCCUGGGUUCUGGGGGCGCCCUGCACCUGCCUGCCUCCUCCUUCCUCACCCCACCCAAGGACAAGUGCCUCUCCCCUGAGCUGCCCCUGCCCAAGCAGCUGGUGUGUCGCUGGGCCAAGUGUAACCAGCUCUUCGAGCUCCUGCAAGACCUGGUGGACCACGUCAACGACUACCACGUCAAGCCCGAGAAGGACGCGGGCUACUGCUGCCACUGGGAGGGCUGUGCCCGCCAUGGCCGUGGCUUCAACGCCAGGUACAAGAUGCUCAUCCACAUCCGCACACACACCAACGAGAAGCCGCACCGCUGCCCCACCUGCAACAAGAGCUUCUCCCGUCUGGAGAACCUCAAGAUCCACAACCGCUCCCACACAGGUGAGAAGCCCUACGUCUGCCCCUACGAGGGCUGCAGUAAGCGCUAUUCCAACUCGAGCGACCGCUUCAAGCACACGCGCACCCACUACGUGGACAAGCCCUACUACUGCAAGAUGCUCGGGUGCCACAAGCGCUACACGGACCCCAGCUCGCUGCGCAAGCACAUCAAAGCCCAUGGCCACUUCGUGUCUCAUGAGCAGCAGGAGCUCCUGCAGCUGCGCCCACCCCCCAAACCACCCCUGGCUACCCCUGACAGUGGCCCCUAUGUCAAUGGGGCCCAGAUCAUCAUCCCCAACCCCGCUGCCCUCUUCGGGGGCACCAGCCUACCCGGCCUGCCCCUGCCCCUGGCCCCAGGCCCGCUUGACCUCAGCGCGCUGGCCUGUGGCAACAGUGGGGGCGGUGGGGGUGGGGGCGGCAUGGGCCCCGGGCUGCCGGGCCCUGUCCUGCCCCUCAACCUGGCCAAGAACCCCCUGCUGCCCUCGCCCUUUGGGGCCGGUGGACUGGGCCUGCCCGUGGUCUCCCUCCUCGCUGGCUCCGCUGGCGGCAAGGCCGAGGGGGAGAAGGGCCGUGGGUCGGGGCUGGCCAGGGCCCUGGGCGUGGAAGGCUGCAAGACGCCCCUUGAAAGGACUGAGAGCGGCCGCCCCCGACCCAGCCCCGAUGGACUGCCCCUGCUCCCGGGUACUGUGCUUGACCUCUCUACCGGCGUCAACUCGGCCUCCAGCAGCCCCGAGGCGCUGGCUCCCGGCUGGGUGGUCAUUCCCCCCGGCUCCGUGCUGCUCAAACCAGCCGUGGUAAACUGAGCCCACCCGGGACAGCAACUCCUGGCCCUGCCCCUCGACGAACGGAACUCUUCUGCGAAAUAGCAAUAAUGUUCUCCUGCCCACAGGGCCCAACAGGCUGGGCAGCAGGGAUGGUGCUAGAAGGGUACCACGGGCUUCCCGGGCUCCUGGGUGAGGACCUGGACUUGUGUCCAGGGAGUGUACUCCUGGGUGCGGAGGCUCACUCCCUGCUGGCCCUUGUGUGCCCGUGGCUUCCAGGAACCCUCGGCCCACCCUGGGUCUCCACUAACCCUCAGUGCCCCUCAGCUCCCCACCCCAGGCCUCUCUCAGCCUCCCCAGCCAAGGCUGACCCUGGAAGGCUGCUGCCCCCCUGCCCUGUCCACCUGCCAGCCCCAAGGAUGGGCAGAGGAGUGCUGCUGCAUCCCAGCUGUGGGUGGCACCUGCCCUGCCCUCCAAGCAGUCUCCCCGGUCCCUUUGUGACAUCCUGAGACAGCUAGCCUCAGACCACCCUGCUCCCAGGCUCCUAGGACCCCUUUCCCUCUGACUCACCCUCCAGAGGGAGAGCAAGACAGACGCAGGCCAUGGCAAAGCCACAGAAACAAGCCGCCGUUGCCCAUGCCUGCCCCUGCCCAUCCCUGACAAGGCGCCUCCCGUCCCAGGGAGGGAGGCCCGCUCUGCCGCUGUUCCCUGCCCCCACUGGGUCCCCAAAGCCAGGGGACACACCCGGUCACCUAGCCUGCCCCUUGGCCUCUGGGGCCUCUGCCCGCUGCUUCUCAGGAAACCCUGGGAGUGUGGGAAGAUGGGUGGGGAGCCUGGGGUGGGGGGCAGCAGUGGUGGCUCUCAGUGGCCCUGGUCCCUGGCCCAGCUCCUGCUCAGGGAACAGGUGGGGCGGGCUGGGCCUGUGCUCCGAGCUGUUUUCCUCAUCCCCACCCUGGCUGGGCCUGGCCUGGGGCAGGGCCACCCUGCAGGAAGGGCUAUGGCCUGCCUUGGGUCACCAGGAGCCCCGGGAUGUGGAGGCCGGCGGGGAAGACCCCAGGCUGGGACGAGGCUCCUGCUCUGGGGGCCCGGUAGCAGGGUGCUGAGGGGGAGGCUGGAGGGAGGAGCCUGGGCCCAUGGCCCGGUGCUUCCGGCUGCUUUCCUACCUGAACCCUAUCCUAGAAGCACCCUGCUUGGUCCUCACAGCCUGCCUGGCUCCCCCAGGGUCUGUGCUAAUUAGAGGGCCUAUGGCUGGGCUGAAAUAAACUUGGGGUGCUGGGGACCGACAUGCCCACUGCCUGGCUCCUGAGGCGGCCUAUGGUGGUUUGGGGAGCUCUGCUGUCCUGCUUUGCCCCUGGACUGCAGGGUGACAAGAGCCCUGCAUUUCCCCAUUGGUAGAGCAAGGGGUCCGAGGGGACCAGGUGGGUCCCCCUGCUGUUCCACUGAGCAGCUCUGCUGACCCUAUCCCUCUCUGGAUCGCCCUUCUGUCUCAGAGGGGUCAACCUGACUGGGUCCCCAUGCUGGGCUCAGGACCCCAGCCCUCGACAGGGCCGGCAGCGCUGGCUCUGCCCCUCCGAGGGGCUGUGAGCGAAGGAAGAGGGAGCUGGUCUCCUUUCUUCGGGCCCCUCCCUGGCCCCAGGUAGCUGGUGGGGGUCACGGGUUAGACUCGAGCCCAGGGAGCAGAAUGGGCACUGGAAGGCUGACCUUAGGUCGCAUGUGACAUGGUGACAGACCAGGCUUCACGGGGCCGGUGUACUUCUUGUUGUCGGUUUGUUGUUGCACAUUCCGAGGUAUCAGUAUUUUAACAGGUUCUAAGUGCCUUUCUAUCGUAGCUUAUGUUUUUCCUCCUCUCGGCUCCAUUGCUGUUAGCAUAGAGUUUUAAAAAAGAGAUAAGCUAAUGACUAUAACAAUAUAUUCCUCCAGGUGAGAGAGGAAGUUUAUAAAGAAACAAUAAAAAUGAGUUGCAGACAUGG
This is a messenger RNA of Choloepus didactylus (southern two-toed sloth), 4598 nucleotides long. It is a transcript of the gene GLIS2, whose product is annotated as GLIS family zinc finger 2. The transcript has 6 exons. Gene Ontology annotation, cellular component: nucleus. Gene Ontology annotation, molecular function: RNA polymerase II cis-regulatory region sequence-specific DNA binding; DNA-binding transcription factor activity, RNA polymerase II-specific. Gene Ontology annotation, biological process: smoothened signaling pathway; regulation of transcription by RNA polymerase II. Bases 919 to 2670 code for a protein of 583 amino acids. Lineage: Eukaryota; Metazoa; Chordata; Mammalia; Pilosa; Megalonychidae. The record is from RefSeq and is a predicted model, not a curated record.